CUCAGUCCACUCGCCCUAUACUCACGAUCGUUGCACGAUUAUACCCUCAGGCUGUGGACGGAGUCCAGGAGAGUAGCAGAGGAAAAGGCGCGUCAGAAGGCAACUCGCAGGAAGCAGGUAGUGGAGGAGGAGAACAGGAAGAGGGCGACG
Messenger RNA from Gloeophyllum trabeum ATCC 11539, 150 nucleotides. RefSeq lists its product as uncharacterized. Lineage: Eukaryota; Fungi; Basidiomycota; Agaricomycetes; Gloeophyllales; Gloeophyllaceae. The record is from RefSeq and is a predicted model, not a curated record. The transcript has a single exon. The annotation marks the transcript as partial.